Messenger RNA from Aspergillus nidulans FGSC A4, 1503 nucleotides. RefSeq lists its product as uncharacterized. The transcript has 5 exons. Bases 1 to 1503 code for a protein of 500 amino acids. Gene Ontology annotation, molecular function: transmembrane transporter activity. Lineage: Eukaryota; Fungi; Ascomycota; Eurotiomycetes; Eurotiales; Aspergillaceae. Gene Ontology annotation, cellular component: membrane. Gene Ontology annotation, biological process: carbohydrate transmembrane transport; proton transmembrane transport; transmembrane transport. The record is from RefSeq and is a predicted model, not a curated record.
AUGGGCUUCAGUCUCCAUGCCAACAACAGCAAUGAUCCUCCUGAGGUGCGAAAUUGGCGGAUCCACCUUAUCACGACGAUCGUGAGCAUGGGCGCGAUUGCCAUGGGCUACGAUACCAGCGUCAUCGGCGGGACUAUGGCCCUGGACUCCUUCCGCCGUCACUUUGGCCUCAUCCAUGCGUCCGACAUUGAGACGGAUACGUUGGAGGGAAACAUCGUAUCCACCUUUCAGGCGGGCUGUUUCUUCGGCUCGCUGCUUACCUUUCCGCUCGGGGAGCGGUUUGGGCGGCGGAAUGCGAUUGUCAUGGCCGUCUGUGUCUUUUGCAUUGGCGGCAGUCUGAUGACCGCCGCGUCUGGGCAUCUGGGGCUGAUCUAUGCUGGCCGUGCCAUCGCAGGGUUUGGCAUUGGCUCGGUGUCUCUCCAGGUCCCAGUAUACAUUGCCGAGAUGUCACCCGCAUCUAUCCGCGGCCGGCUCGUUGGGAUCUUCGAGAUUUGCUCCCAGGGGGGCGGCAUGCUCGGUUUCUGGAUCAACUAUGCCAUCAAUCGCACCAUCUCCUCGUCACGCAUGGCGCAGUGGCAGAUUCCCCUUGGCCUCCAGCUGCUCCCUGGCGGCCUGCUGUUAGCAGGCAUCUUCUGGUGCCCCGAAACGCCGCGAUGGUACGCAAAGAAAGACCGCUGGGGCGAUGCCGAAAAGAGUCUUGUCUGGGCGCGGAGAUUACCUGCCAACCACCCGUUCAUCCAGGGCGAACUGCAACAGAUCCGUGAGCAGUUUCUGUACGACGUUGUUCCUGAGGGGAGAAAAUACGACCCGUGGAGAUGGCUCAUUGAAGAGUACAGCUACUCCCCCCGCAUUUUCGAGACCCUGGGCAUCAACAGCACCGACACAAAACUGUUUGCAACCGGAUUCUACGGUGUCGCCAAAACUCUGGGCAUGGUGAUCUUCAGCGUAUGGCUUGUAGAGAGAGUCGGCCGCCGUAGUGGUCUCAUAUACGGGGCGUUCAUUGGCAGUUUGCCUAUGUGGUAUAUCGGCGGGUACGUCUUCGAGCGAGACCCUGCCGGCACCUCAGCGCGCGGCGACACCGUGCAAGAUGCGUGGGGAUACAUCGCCAUGGUCUGUGUCUACCUGUACGGGCUGAUAUACUGCGCGACAUGGCAGGGAAUUACAUGGGUGAUCUGCUCGGAAAUCUUCCCCAUCGAUAUCCGGAUGCUCUGCGUGGCCAUCACAACGGCAGACCAAUGGCUCUGGUCGUUUAUAAUCUCCCGCACGACGCCGUAUAUGAUCACGAGUCUGGGUUACGGCACCUAUUUCUUCUUUGCGUCGCUCAUGAUUGCCAUGGGGGUCUGGGCUUGGUUCUUUGUCCCGGAGACCAAGGGGAAGACGCUCGAGGAGAUGGAUAGGUUGUUCGGGGCGCCGAGUAGCGUCAAUGGAAUGACCGAAAAGGAUGACAGCGAGAAAAUUGGUAGUGGGAAGGCAGGAGAGGUUGUCCAUGCGGAGAGUGUAUAA